UGUUUUCUUUGAUAGGAAAAAUUAUGCAAAUAGAGCCCUUAAUCUCCCUUAGAUCUUACUGUAUAUAACAUGGGCUUCCAUCUAUACACAAAAGGAGCAAGACAUCAUGUUCAUUUUCUGUAGAACUCUUAUCUUUUGAGGGACCUAAAACAAAUACAUUUGAGAUCAACGUGUGUGCAAAAGCAAAAGUAAAACCCUUUCUGCCUUUGCAGCUCUUAGGAGCAAUAAAGCUUGCAUACAAAGCCCUACAACACUUGAAAUGUCAUCCACAGAGCCAAGAACAGGCCGAACACGAGCCGUGUGGCGUGUGCGCUUAGGCUCCGCGUUACGGACCAUACUAGCAUGCACCAUAGUUGGCUGCACCACUCUGUAUAGCCCAGCCUCUGUCAAGCACUUUCUAAGAUAUCCAGCUUUUUCUUACGUGACAACAAUCCUAAUUGUGUCUGAUGCGACACUAGGUGAUGCUCUAAGAGGUUGUUGGCAUGCCUUGUUUGCUACCAUUCAGGCUUUGCUUCCAUCCAUGCUAUGCCUGUGGGUGAUUGGGCCAGCCAGGUUCACCAACGAGCUAGCAGCUUUGGCAGCCGCAACCAAUGCAUUUUUGGUUGCUUUGCCUGAGUCAACACACUUGAUGUGUAAAAGGAUUGCUUCUGGGCAGAUUGUGAUAGUCUAUGUGGGUGCUGCCAUUAAUGGUGCAAAAGCUAGAGCUAUCACACACCCAAUUCAUGUGGCAUCAAGCACUGCCCUUGGAGUUUUGGCUUCUCUCCUGGCUAUGUUGUUACCCUACCCGCACUUGGCCUUUUAUGAGUUACGAAAAACAUGCCAAUUAUAUGCUGAAAAUGCUUUUGAGAGAUUAAAUUACUUCAUCGAUGCCAUUUCUGCCCAAGACAACACAACUGCACGUGACCUGAUUUCCCAAGCUAUGUCCCUUUCCAAAGCAGGAAACAAACUUCUUCAAAGUAUCAAAAAAUAUAUGGACGUCUUGCGGUGGGAAAGACCUCAGACGAAAUUCUUAAAAACCCGUUACAUUAACCUUGGAGAGAAAUUGCAACACAUGGAAUUACCAAUAAGAGGGAUGGAAAUGGCCUUAAAUUGUAGCACAGCUUCCUGUAUUGGCAGCAUGAUGGAUGAAGAGCUCAGAGAAGUUUUGGGAAGUUUGAAAGUACAAAUAGGCCAAAAAUUUGAGCGAGCUAAGUGCUCUAUGCCCAUUGAUGCAACAAUAACUCUUUUAGAGACAAAGGAACAAUUUUUAGACAUGUACCUUGGGAAGUUCCGAAACAUAUCCAUAACCCAAGAAAAUUUGUCAGCAUUCUUCUUCUUGUAUUCUCUAGAAUUGCUCUUGGAUGACUUACCAAUUGCUCAAGUCCCUGAGUGUGCUUUGGAAUACACUCAGAAUAUUGACACUGAAGAAUAUAUUGAUUCACAAAAUCAAGCAAUGGGUAGCUUCAAUAGGACCUGGAGCACUCUUGACAUAUUUCCUACAAGCCAGAGUUUGGUUUUUGCUUUUAAGUGUUCACUUUCUCUAGGUCUUGCUGUGCUAUUCGGUUUGAUGUACAACAAGGAAAAUGGAUAUUGGUCGGGACUCACGAUUGCUAUCAGUUUUGUAACAGGACGACAAGCCACGUUUACAGUUGCAAAUGCUCGAGCACAAGGCACAGCAAUGGGAUCAGUCUAUGGAAUCCUAUGUUGCUAUAUUUUCCAAAGAUUUGAGGAUUUAAGGUUCUUAGCAAUGCUACCUUGGAUUAUUUUCACCAAUUUUCUAAUGCAUAGCAGAAUGUAUGGCCAAGCUGGUGGAAUUUCAGCAGUUAUAGCGGCAUUAUCAAUCUUGGGUAGGACAAAUUAUACCAGUCCAAGUGAGUUUGCAAUUGCUAGAAUUUCAGAGGCAUGCAUUGGAUUAAUUUGUUUCCUCAUAGUAGAGAUUCUUUUGAAUCCUGCAAGAGCAGCAACUCUGGCCAAAACUGAACUUUCAAGGACCUUGGGGGCACUUCAAGAUUGGAUCAACAGCAUAGUUCUUUGCUCUAACCAGAAGAACAUGCCAGCUUCCACUUUGCAGGCAUUGAGAGAAAAGCAGAACAAACUGAAAACUCAUUUCAAUGAUUUGGAAAAGUUCAUUUCAGAGGCAGGUUUGGAGCCUGAUUUCUGGUUCUUGCCUUUUCAUGGUCCUUGCUAUGGUAAGCUCCUAGAAUCUUUGUCAAAGAUGUUGGACCUUACAAGUUUCGUGACUUAUAAAAUAGAGUUCCUCUCACAAGUAUCAAGAAGAUUUGCACUUGAUUUUAAUGAACUCCAAGAACGCAUGAAUGAUGAUCUAGAGCUAUUCAAGGAAAGAGUUGGCUCUUCAUUGAAACACCUUGAAAAGGCGACUUCAAUCAAGUCCCUUGCAGCAUUGGAGAAAGAGUUGCAAAAGAAAGUCAUGUCUCAAGACAUUGAGUUGGGAAAUUCACCAAAUGUAAAUGCGUUCCAGCUCUUUGGUACAGAUGAAGAAGAGGUUAAAAACAUUAUGAGUUCUUUUCUUCGACACUUGAAUGAAGAAGCUGACAAGAUUUAUGCUAAGGCAAUUGAGGAGAAGCUUAAGAGCCAAAUAGUUCUAUGUUUGACUGGCCUGAGCUUCUGCAUUGGUUGUUUGAUAAGAGAAACGAUGGAAAUCAAGAAAGAAGUAAAAGAACUAGUCAAAUGGGAAAAUCCCACAAACCAUGUAAAUUUGAAUGAAAUUUCCUGUAAAGUUAAUGCUUUGCAUACAUGAUAUAUUAUAUAUUGAUAGAACCACCACCGUGGGCAAUUCUUUGAGU
This is a messenger RNA of Quercus lobata, 2783 nucleotides long. RefSeq lists its product as uncharacterized. Gene Ontology annotation, biological process: transmembrane transport. The transcript has 3 exons. Lineage: Eukaryota; Viridiplantae; Streptophyta; Magnoliopsida; Fagales; Fagaceae. Gene Ontology annotation, cellular component: plasma membrane. The record is from RefSeq and is a predicted model, not a curated record. Gene Ontology annotation, molecular function: transmembrane transporter activity. Bases 260 to 2737 code for a protein of 825 amino acids.